CUUCUACUCGUAGCUGAAAAACAAUAAGUGCACCCGAGAAUCUGACGCCAUUUCUAGAAAACAUCCAACCUACCCAAACGGAGAUAGAUUUCCGUCAAAUAUAGCGGCCCGACCUCCGUAGCUCAGAGAGCUCGGGCAUCGGGUAUGUUGCAAGAGCGAGAGAUGACGUGGAAUAGACAGUGAUCAACAUUUUCACGAAGGAGACUAAUCCACUUCUUACCCACCCUGGCCCGAGCUACUGCAGCCCAUACUUGAUCUCAACAUGUUCUGUGUAGCAUACCAUGUCAUCGCAAAAAAAGGGCCAUGCCAUCCCCGCAGUGCUGGGAUGGAUGAACCCAUGUGACUUUCUGCAUGGCCUGACGGGCUAUAAAUAGGCGACCCCUCUCUGGGCAUAGGGAUCUGUCUUUGCAGACAUUUGAACAGCGUUGGGAGUUCAAACAAUUAAUCGAAAGAUGGAUACCCUCCAAAUGAAAGCCCUAGUCUACAAAGGCAAGGACAAAUUCGGUGUCGAAGAUCGUCCAAUUCCCCUCCUUCACUCGGCAUCCGAUGCGAUCGUCAGGAUGCGCCACACGACUAUCUGCGGAACAGACCUCCACAUCCUCAAAGGCGAUGUUCCCGCCGUCAAGCCGAACCGAGUCAUCGGCCACGAAGGGGUCGGAACACUCAUUGGAAAAGGAUCCGCAGUCACAGGGCUCCAUAUCGGCGAUACAGUGCUGAUAUCAAGUAUCAGCGCCUGCGGGGUCUGCAAGUCCUGCCGCAAAGGCCUUAGCGCCCAUUGUAUGGACGGAGGUUGGAUGCUGGGAAACAAGAUAGACGGAACACAUGCCGAGUAUGUGCGGGUUCCGCAUGCCACAACGUCUCUGUACAAGCUUCCCGCGAACAUUAACCCGGCUGCGGCUGUUGCUCUAUCGGAUGCGUUGCCGACUGGGAUGGAGUGCGGCGCGAUGAGUGCCUCCGUGCAGCCUGGACAUCUCGUUGCGAUCGUGGGUGCUGGGCCGGUUGGUCUGGCGGCGCUCCUUUCUGCUAAACUCUAUACACCCGCCAAGGUGGUGGUGAUCGAUAAAGAUGAGACCAGGCUUGACCACGCCCGGAGAAUCGGGGUGGAUCAUGCCAUUAAUCCAGACACUCCUGGUCUGAUGAAAAUACUGAAUGAGAUCACCGAAGGCUCAGGCUUCGACUCGGUGAUUGAGGCUGUGGGCAUACCGAGCACCUUCGAGCUCUGUCAGCAAUUGGUUGCCCCUGGUGGCACGAUAGCCAACGUUGGUGUUCAUGGGCGAAAAGUUGAUCUGCAAUUGGAUCAACUGUGGGAUCGUAAUAUCAGCAUCAAGACCCAGCUGGUCAAUUCUCAUUCUAUCCCAACUCUUUUGAAGCUUUCGCGAGCUGGGCUUCUAAACCCGGAUAGUAUAGUGACUCAUUCCUUUCCAUUCUCGGACAUUACUGGGGCUUACGCAAGCUUUCAGAAUGCAGCUGAGUUGGGAACCCUCAAGGUAAAGAUUGAUUUUGAGCAGCAUGAACCGCAUCGAAACUAGACACGCCGGUAGUAUCUUAGGCCAAGUUUGUCCUUCGCCAUUCAGUCAAGCCAACUGCCUCUCAUGGAUAUAGAAGUUGAUAGAGAUAGCUAUGAUUCAAACUGAGCGUAGGUAUACACUCGCUCUCCGCGCAUCCUCCCGUCCCAACUUUUGCAAGACACGGCCAAUCCUCUCUUCCCACAAAUUCUUCAAGAGCAGCCAUGGAAAAUCAAUGCUCGCC
Molecule: messenger RNA, 1749 nt
Organism: Aspergillus steynii IBT 23096
Lineage: Eukaryota; Fungi; Ascomycota; Eurotiomycetes; Eurotiales; Aspergillaceae
Product: zinc-dependent alcohol dehydrogenase family protein
Exons: 4
Coding region: 453-1529 (358 amino acids)
Molecular function (GO): oxidoreductase activity; zinc ion binding
Source: RefSeq, a predicted model, not a curated record